CUUCUCAGACAGCACUUGCUAUGGAGAUGGGCAGCUAUGAAUCAGAUCAGGUUUAUGAAAACGUGGACAUCAAGCAGCCGCCAAGCAGGAGAGCAGGAGCGCAACAUGGGGAAUCGGCAACACCUGUGGAUUCUUCUGAUAGACCAGCAGCUUCCUGUGGAUGGGCUGUGUGGCUUCUUAUAGCUCUGAGCUGCCUGCUGCUGGCAGCCAUUAUAGCCCUGGGGGUGCUCUUUUAUAACCUGCAGGCUAAGAACCUCGAACUUCAAUCCCAGUAUUCAGAACUGGAUAGGAACUACACGGACAUCUCUGCCACAGUCUCUGACUUCCAAACCAAGAACCUUGAACUCCAAUCCCGAUAUUCAGAACUGGAAAGGAACUACACAGACAUCUCUGCCAGAGUUUGUGAAGCCUGUCCACAGAACUGGGAGCUGUUCAAUGGCAAGUGUUACUACUUCUCCACUGAUAGAAUGAACUGGCACUCCAGCCGUGAUAACUGCACAUCACUGGGGGGGCACCUGGUGAUUAUAGAGAGCGAUGGAGAGCAGAUGACAGACCACCGGCACAGACACAGCUCAACUGAUAGAGGUUUGUUUUCUGUUCAGAGAUUCCUAUCUGGGAAAGUCACACAUGAGGCUAAAACAAGCAACGAAGAAGAGCAAUCCUACUGGAUCGGCCUGACUGACGCUGUUACUGAAGGAACCUGGCUCUGGGUGGACGGCACUCCUCUCAUUGGCAAUGUCAAAGCAAAAUUCUGGGCCACAAGGACAGAUGGUAAAAGUAAUGAGCCUGAUGACUAUAAGGGAGACGACCCCGCUGGUGAAGACUGUGCACAACUAGUAACAAAUAGCAAUUUUAAUGAGACCUGGUUCGAUACCUCGUGCACAAAACAAAAUAAAAGGAUUUGUGAAACUAAGGCAGUGAUAGCCUAAUAAGAGGAUAAUCAGGAGAAAGGGAAGCUAAGGUUACUGAAUCACAAAGAGAGACUAGAAAGAAUAGAAGAAACUCAGUUCAGAUAGACAAGCAUGCAGGUCAUCCCCCAACAUUACCAUAUUAACCGUUUGAUUCCCACAUUAUGAAAAAGCAGAGAUAACAAUGAGCUGCUGGUGGUUUGUACUGAAUGAAGUCUGGAAUUUAUUAUUAUUAUUAUUAUUACAUUUCUUAGCAGACGCCCUUAUCCAGGGCGACUUACAAUUGUUACAAGAUAUCACAUUAUUUUUUUACAUACAAUUACCCAUUUAUACAGUUGGGUUUUUUACUGGAGCAAUCUAGGUAAAGUACCUUGCUCAAGGGUGCAGCAGCAGUGUCCCCUACCAGGGAUUGAACCCAUGACCCUCCGGUCGAGAGUCCAGAGCCCUAACCACUAUUCCACACUGCUGGAAUUGCAUUGUUUGUUCAGAAAUGAAGCUGAAACAUUAAGAAUCUCACAAUAUGAAAGUGCAGCUGAGAUAUAAACAUGAUCUUAGGUAGUUUAGCAACGUGAACAGAAAGGUCAGUGUUUAUUUAAAACCACUGCACACACGCACCCAGGGGACUCCCUAACCCUGAUCUUUUGUAAAAUAAAUAAAUAUUGGAUUUACCCAAAUGUAAUGUGAAAGUACUCUAGGAGGGUAGGAACAGUUAUCAUGUUCACCAUGCAGAGUGGGACAGACAGAAAGACCCGAUCAGUGAAGAAAGCUCCACAUCUUGAAUGAGGACCCCAGCAACAAGAUUGGGAAUCAAAGGCUUAAUCGUAAUGAUGGGGAGAUUCAACCUGAUUCCUCACAGAGAGGGGCCAGCCCUACCUGAUAGAAGGUUUGUUUUCAUUGUUGCGCCCCCUAGUGGCUCAGAGAGGGAUGACUGAUUGUCCCACAUAAUCCAGACAGUAUUCCUGCUGUCCAGCUGAUCAUGUCUAAACUGUAUCUGAGGGCUCUGCUCUGUGCUACAGGUAGUGGACAAAAAAAUGGAAACACCAAUGUAAAGUCACUUAAUAGGGUGCUGGGCCACUAUGGUAGACCACUCUGUGGAGUUUUUGGCGGACCGUUUUUGAUGAAACUGGCUGCUCGCGCCCCAGGUUGAAAUUUGCAGUCAAAUGAUCUACAAUUGCUCGCCUGUUUUGCCUUGCACUUCGGAUUAAUGCACGGAUAUCACAAUCCUGGACUAUGCACUUCCACCCACUGUUGCCCUUUGCUGAUGAUGUCUUUCCCUUGGAGUUCCAUUCCGACAUCACCUUAGACACCGUUGCUCGUGAAACAUCAACAAAUUGAGCUGUCUUGGUCACUGAAGCUCCUGCCAAACAUGCCCCAACAACCACCCUUCUUUAAAAGCCACUGAGGUCUCCUCUUGCAGCCAUGCUAGCCAUAAUUAUAGACAACCAGGCCUGUCCAGCAAUUUUAUACAUGACCUUAAGCAUGCAGGGAUGUUAUUUGCUUAAUUAACGCAUGAGCCACACCUGUGUGGAAGCCCUUGCUUUCAAUAUACUUGGUGUCCCUCAUUUACCUAGGUGUUUGGAUUUUUUGUCCACUACCUCUACAAUGAACCCACUGAAACAACUACUUCAGUAGAUUAGUAUUAUCAUUUUAUAUCCCUGUACUGCACAGCUACCCAUUAUAAAAGUUCACCCUGGCAAAUGCUUUACAAUACAUAUCUGUGCUUCACCUGCUCGCCUUUGCUUUACCAUGAUUGUGCUGUGCUUCAAAUAUGCUUUUAAUAUAUUUUGCUGUGCUUUUACCCUGGUAUACCACAAACUUUUAAAGGGAGACAAAGAUCAUUUUUAUAGAAUAUUAUGGCUGACGCCAUUGUGACUACAGCUCCCAUGAUCCCUCACUGGUACUGCUGGGGUAGAGGAUGAUAGGAGCUGUAGGCACUGUAUUGAAUAUGCAGCCUUCUGUCUUUACCCAUAUUUAAGGUUGUUACCUCACAAUCCUGUAUUGAUAAAAUGUGCAUUAUAGGUUUUAUUGUAAAAUGUUAUCAGUGUGAAAAACACCAAAGAUGUAAACAAAUGAGAAGGAGAGCUCCUGUUCCUCUUCCCUUUGUUUCCAUUUGUGGUGUUCUUCCCUGGGCUGAAGCAGAGCUCCCUGUAUAUACAGCGUUCCUAUCAUACCCCCCUGCUGCUGGAGGGAGCAGCAGGUGAAUGUAUUUGUAUUUAACUCUGUAGACCCUUCUGCACUGUAUUUGGUAGUGAUUCUGGGGGGACUAUUCAAGUUUGUUUAUUAUUUGAGUUAAUUAAACAUUUUUUAUUGUGAA
This is a messenger RNA of Acipenser ruthenus (sterlet), 3222 nucleotides long. RefSeq names its product C-type lectin domain family 4 member E-like. The transcript is spliced from 7 exons. The record is from RefSeq and is a predicted model, not a curated record. The coding region runs from base 21 to 929 and encodes 302 amino acids. Lineage: Eukaryota; Metazoa; Chordata; Actinopteri; Acipenseriformes; Acipenseridae.